AUGAGCCUGGCCUUUGAAUCUCCCACACGAGGAAAUGGAGCGAAUGACGCAUAUUUCACUCCUUUAAACAUGCCUUCCAUCAUGCCCCAAUCCACAUCACAGGAGGAAGCAUCCAACAGCACAAACUCUACUGCAAACACACCCUACUACACUGCUCCUAUCAACCCUUCGCUCCACCAAGACUUUUUGAAUGCCAUUCAGGCUCGCCAUGCUACGCAACCCACUGUAUUGACCAGCCCAUCCGCUGAAAGAUCUUCUCCCAUGGGCAGCGGAUUCAACUUGAACAUGGGUUCGCUUGCCAACAGAAGACAACAGCCUACACCCAACGCAACCAACAGUCCAUUGCAAGCUUUGGAAGCACCUCGAUUGAACCAAAUGUUGGACAAAUACAGAAACACUAACGGCCUGCUAGUUCUGGAUGUGCGCUCAUUUGUGCAGUACUCGCAUUCUAGAAUACGUGGUUCCAUUAAUGUCUCUAUACCAAACACCAUUCUCAAGCGACCUACGUUUACUCUCGACAAGGUAUACGAAGCUAUUGUGCAGGACCAUGCCCGCGAAAGACUGAGAUCUUGGGAGACGGCUGAGAGUAUCGUAUUCUACGACCAGCAAUCACUGCGUUUGCUCGAAAAUAGUGCAUCUGCUUAUUUAGGUGCUAAAUUGAUCCGAGCAGGUUUUAAAGGUCAAUUAUAUUAUCUAAAAGGUGGCUUUGAUGCGUUCUCGCCUGCAUUCAAAGAUAGCUGUGAAUCCAAUGCAACAUCUCCACAACCACCCAAUUCCAACUUUGGUCCUCCUACUAUUGGUGGUGAAAGCUUCUCCCUCAAUUUGCCCCAGAAGGGCGCUCGACCCAAGCUUCGAUUGAGCAACAUGCCUGCUGCUGCCCCUUCUUUAGGUCCAUUUACCGCUCCCAUGCCUCAGUUUGAAAACCAAGCAUUCAACCCAUUCUUCUCCAACAUCCGUCAAAACAUGGAGCUGUCACAUGGCCCCAUCCGAGAACGAUUUCCUAUUAGAUUGCCAUCCAAGUGUAACGUAGAUCCCAAUAACAAGGGCCAAGUUGAAUUGGUCGAUACCAUGCCACGCUGUGUUGCAGGAGCUCACAUGAGUGAUAAUGGCUUUAAAGGCCCGGAAUGGUUGCAGUGCACUGUCAAGGAAGAUGGCGCUCAAAUUCUGGCUGAAACGUAUGAAAAACUCGAAAGAACAGAGCAAAGAAGACUCCAAAACAUCAUGCAUUUUCACUCUAAACACACAGAUAACCCUGCAGAGUAUCCAUUUAGUAUCGUUGCUGGUAUUGAAAUGGGCGCUCUGAAUAGAUACACCAACAUUUGGCCUUUUGAGUACACGCGAGUCAAAAUUAGAGAUCACAAAGUUUCAGAUUAUAUUAACGCCAGUUAUGUGCAGUACAUUGACAGCGACGAAUCGGUGAGCGAUGCUAGACCGGAGCAGCUCAACACACAGUGUGUCAAAAUCAUGAAAGAGUGCCCUGCACAGAACACACAGCCCUUCCGUCGCUACAUCUCAACACAAGGUCCAUUACCCGCAACUUUCAAUGAUUUUUGGCAAGUAGUUUGGGAACAAAACUCCCGUGUGUUGGUCAUGCUUACUAAGGAGGAGGAGAUGAACAAGAUCAAAUGCCACCGUUACUGGCCAUCUCAAAUCAACUCACCUACUCAAUACGGCGACCUAAGUAUCACACUUGUCAACGAAACCAUUCAGCAAAUCGACAAACACAAUUUGCCAGAAGCGCUUCAUGAGGAUGAUGUUGUCAUCGUUCGACAGUUGUCCAUCACCAAGGGUUCAGUAAAUAGACAAGUGACACAUUUGCAAUACACUGGUUGGAUGGAUUUCGGUGUCCCUGACAACCCAUUAGGCACACUUCAAAUCAUCCAAAUGGCUGAUUCAGCACAAGCCAAAUACGCCCAGCAAGAUGCUGCUGGGCCCAUGAUUGUGCAUUGCUCAGCAGGCUGUGGUAGAUCUGGUGCGUUCUGCGCCAUCGAUACUGUUCUCUAUCGUCUGAGAAACAUGAAAUCUAGCAGCAGCGACCAUGAUAUUCUACUGCAAACCAUCUCUAGAUUCAGAGAACAGAGGUUAAGUAUGGUACAGACCCUGCGACAGUUUGUGUUUUGUUACGAGGCUAUUUGGUGGUGGUUUCUCGGGUACGGCGUAGCGGAUGACUCUGAAAAUGUCGACAAUAUGGAUACCUCAUCAUAG
Mucor velutinosus is the source of this 2205-nucleotide messenger RNA. RefSeq lists its product as uncharacterized. Gene Ontology annotation, biological process: protein dephosphorylation. The transcript is spliced from 5 exons. The record is from RefSeq and is a predicted model, not a curated record. Bases 1 to 2205 code for a protein of 734 amino acids. Gene Ontology annotation, molecular function: protein tyrosine phosphatase activity. NCBI's taxonomy places the organism in Eukaryota, Fungi, Mucoromycota, Mucoromycetes, Mucorales, Mucoraceae.